UCACAGUCAAAACGUAGCGACAUAAUCUCAAAUCCACUAUCAAUGGUCAACUUACUUCAUGUACGGACGCUUGUUAGACAACAUCAAAGCUCUCCAGUUAAGCUCGCCGUACUCGAUCGCGCCUGAAAACUUUUUUUGGUUUCCGGACGGGUUGAAUGGUAAAAUUUUUUCUGCAAUUUUGUGAAUCCGGUAAUAUUUUUGUGAAGGGUGCAUUUUGAAAUUUGUUGCGAUGUCGAAAGAAACUUUGGAGAUGAACAAUUUGGAGAAAGGGAAGGCGAACAGCGUGGAAACCGUCAAAGAACCCACAGGAUGGUUUGGUGCCAGACACCUUCAAGUCCUCUUAAACUUCCUUCUAGUUUUCAUUGCCUAUGGUAUCAGAGUCAACCUAUCUGUAGGAAUAGUUGCAAUGACUGACCCUAAAGCUAGUCCAAACCCAGAAGUGCCAACAUAUCCAGAAUGGCACGACAAAAGUAUAGCUCUCUCAUCAUUCUUCUGGGGUUAUAUAAUCCCCCAAAUCGGAGCGGGAAUGCUAGCCAAUAAAUAUGGUCCUAAGUGGUUCUUAGUGAUCACAAUGUUCGUAUGCUCAUUGUUUAGCGUACUUAUCCCUCCGAUGGCCGAUUUGUUCGGUUCUAAAGGUGUGAUGGUGUGUAGAGCUAUUCAAGGCUUCUCGCAAGGUUUCAUCUUUCCAUCCAUUCACAAUUUGCUCAGCAAAUGGGUUCCUGCAUCGGAACGGUCACGGAUGGGCUCCUUUGUAUAUGCAGGCGGCUCAUUGGGCUCGGUGAUCUCGAUGAUCGUGUCAGGAAUCAUGGCAAGCAGUUGGUACGGUUGGCCGAUAAUCUUUUAUUCUUACGGAGGCAUCGGCAUAAGUUGGGCUAUUCUGAUGGCAAUUUAUGGCUCAAACAGUCCAGCGGAACACAAAACCAUAUCGCCGGAAGAAAGAAAAUUCAUUGAGCAUAGUCUUGGCCAUGAGGGCGAGAAGAAGACUAUCGAGACUCCUUGGUCGAAAAUUUUGACGUCCUUACCAGUUUGGGCGGUUUUGGUGGCACAUUGCGGUCAAAACUGGGGCUUCUGGACUUUAAUCACAGAAAUUCCUUCCUACAUGGGACACGUGAUGAAAUUCGAUAUCAAAUCUAACAGUUUGCUCUCAGCCUUGCCCUAUUUUGUACUGUGGUUGUUGAGCUUCAUCUUCAGUGCCGUUGCUGACUUGCUGAUCGUCAGGAAUAUUUGCUCGAUUGGUGUUACCAGAAAAAUACUGAACACCAUUGGACUAUGUGUGCCAGCUAUUGCUCUAGUCUUCCUCGGACUAGGCACCGAAAGCACCAACGUUUCCAUCGCUUUGUUAGUAAUUGCCGUUAGUACAAAUUCAGCAAUUUACAGUGGAUUUAAUGUUAAUCAUAUCGAUUUAUCUCCGAAUCAUUCUGGAACUUUGAUGGGACUUACCAAUUGUGUUUCAAAUAUUUUCUCGCUUUUGGCUCCUUUGAUGGUACAAAUAGUUGUUAGUAAUGAGGAUGAUGCAAGCGAAUGGAGAAUAGUAUUCUUCAUUGCGGCUGCCGUUUAUGUUGGCGCUAAUACGUUCUUUGUCAUUUUUGGUCAAGGAGAAGUUCAGUCAUGGAAUGACUGUGAAGACACGGGAGAUAAUAAAGAAGAAAAAAUGGAAAAGUAUUCCAAAAGGCAGGUUUAAAAGUUCCUGAUUAUCUGUGAUAAUAUAGUUAGUUACCAGAACUGAAAACUCCACAUCGUUCUAUGAACACUAUAAAGUGAGACUACCCUGAUGUUUACUUACCUCGAAAUCCAAGAGUGUAGGUAUAUCACGUUUGAUAAGCGCUAUUUCACACAUUAAUAUUAUAUUUAUUAAAUGGAUGUAUAUUUUGUAAAUAAUAAAAUAUUAUAGAUA
This is a messenger RNA of Aethina tumida (small hive beetle), 1894 nucleotides long. Its product is annotated as putative inorganic phosphate cotransporter. The coding region runs from base 230 to 1681 and encodes 483 amino acids. Gene Ontology annotation, cellular component: plasma membrane. NCBI's taxonomy places the organism in Eukaryota, Metazoa, Arthropoda, Insecta, Coleoptera, Nitidulidae. Gene Ontology annotation, molecular function: transmembrane transporter activity. Gene Ontology annotation, biological process: transmembrane transport; monoatomic anion transport. The record is from RefSeq and is a predicted model, not a curated record. The transcript is spliced from 6 exons.